AUAGUGCUUUACUUCAUUUAUCCUUUCUCUCUCUCUCUCUCUCUCUCAUGUGGACGCAGCAAUUGCUGCAACCUGUGCUACUCCUCCAUUCUUGUUCACCUUCGAAUCUUACCAAGAACCCAUCUAUUGUCAAACCUUGUGCGACCCACAAUUCCAAAAAUUUCAAUGGAAUAGUGAAGGCAACAUUAACUUUGGAAGAACUUCCCCCAAACGCGCUUAGGAGGAAGAGAGAAUCAGAAUGGAGAGGAGGCUUCUCACUUGGUGUAGACUUGGGAAUGGCUCGCACUGGAGUUGCACUCAGUAAAGGCUUCUGUAUUCGCCCUUUAACGGUUUUGGAACUGCGUGGAGAGAAGCUCGAGCUCCGGAUUAUUAGCAUCGCUGAACAAGAGGAGGCUGAUGAGUUUAUAGUUGGACUUCCAAAAUCUUUUGAUGGAAAGGAAACACCGCAGUCAAACAUAGUCCGCAGUAUUGCUGGAAGGCUUGCUAUUCGAGCUGCAGAGAGGGGUUGGAGAGUAUAUCUACAGGAUGAACAUGGGACGACAACAGACGCCAUAAAUCGAAUGGUCAACAUGGGCUUGAGUAAGUCCACUCAGCAGAAGAAGCUUGAUGCCUAUGCUGCCAUGAUGGUACUUGAGAGAUAUUUCUCCACAUCAGGUCAGAAAACUGAGCUUGUUUUGCCCAAGAGUCUAGAACUACAAGGAAAACUUAGAAGGGGUCCUCCCAAAGAUGAUGACUUUUUCUCCGACGAAGAUUAGAAAGGAGCUUGUACAUUCAAUCAUUCAUUCAUGUUUACUAAUUUCGGUUAUGCGAGAGGAGGUUCCGAGCAAUCAGCAAUCAACAUAAUGAUUUAGUAUGUUUGGAUUCCCAUUACAACUUCAAAUUAAAAGAUGUAAAAGAGAAUUUUUUUUUUUUUUUUUUUUUUUUUUGAAGAAAAAUAACUGUCAAAAGGUGUGUUAGUCAAUAGGGGUGUCAAAAGGUGAGUUAACAUUACAUUUUAUAUAAUUGUAGAAAUGGUAGAUAUUUCCAAGGUAGCUUUGACUAAUGUAGUUUUUCACAAUGUCAUCAAUCAACACAGUCCUGCAUAAAGCGGUUUGGUGUUUGAAG
Molecule: messenger RNA, 1104 nt
Organism: Cicer arietinum (chickpea)
Lineage: Eukaryota; Viridiplantae; Streptophyta; Magnoliopsida; Fabales; Fabaceae
Biological process (GO): rRNA 5'-end processing
Source: RefSeq, a predicted model, not a curated record